Messenger RNA from Aspergillus affinis, 972 nucleotides. RefSeq lists its product as uncharacterized. Gene Ontology annotation, molecular function: arylformamidase activity. The coding region runs from base 1 to 972 and encodes 323 amino acids. NCBI's taxonomy places the organism in Eukaryota, Fungi, Ascomycota, Eurotiomycetes, Eurotiales, Aspergillaceae. The record is from RefSeq and is a predicted model, not a curated record. The transcript has 5 exons.
AUGACCAGAAUGUCGCCCUUCGAUGUUCCCUUUGACGAGCUUCCCAACCCCAAACAGGUGUGGGUUGGAGAGCCUGGCAGCUAUGAAGAAGGGCUUGGGAAGCUAGCUAUCCUGACACCCGAGGUCGUGGCGAGGGCUGCCGCAAGCGAAAUUAGAACCGGUCGACGAGUGACUAUGGGCUGGGAUUUGACCAAAUUGGAUUUCCCAAAUUUGGGUCGCCAACCAUGUCGGCACAAGAUCGUUCCACUUCUAGGCGGAAUAGCCUUUGAUGACAUCUAUACUAUGAAUCCACAACAAAGUAGUCAAUGGGACGGCCUUCGCCACUUUUCGCAGACGGUUCCUGGUCAGACCCAACGUGUUUUCUAUGGAGGCACGACGGCUGACGAGAUCAAUGACCGGGGAAACGAUCGUAUAGGCCUGCAGCAUUGGGCGCGGGAAGGAAUCGCAGGGCGUGGAGUGUUGAUAGACUACACAACGUGGGCGGAGAAAAAAGGAAUGGAGUACAGCACGUUUUCGACGCAUCAGGUCCGACUCUCCGAUAUCCUGGAAAUCGCCGAGGAAUCAGGCAUCAUCUUUCAAAAAGGUGACAUCCUCUUUGUUCGUGUCGGUGUGACCAAGGAGUGGGAUACCGUGAUGACGGACCAGCACAAGCAAAAGUACUCGGAGGAUCCCAGUCCCGAGCAUGCAGGGGUAGAAGCUACCACAGACGUGCUGCGAUGGCUCUGGGAUUCCGGGUUUGCGGCAAUCGCUAGUGACACCAUCAGCUGGGAGGUCUACCCCCCGCAGUCGGAUAUAUUUCUACACGAAUAUGUACUUGCUGGAUGGGGAAUGCCAAUAGGUGAGCUAUUUGAUUUAGAAGCACUGGCUCGCCUGUGUCAAGAAGUCCAACGCUGGACUUUCUUCGUGACAUCGGUGCCAUUGAACAUGUCGGGCGGAGUCUCUUCGCCGCCAAAUGUCAUGGCAAUCUUCUGA